AUGGGUUUCGGUAAUGGUACUGGUACUGGUACUGAUAUUGGUAUUAGUAUUGGUAGUGAUAUUGGUAUUGGUAUUGGAAAUUACACUGGUUUUGGUAUUGGUAUUGAUGUUGGUAUUUGUGUUGCUAUUGAUAUUGGUAUUAGCACUGGUUUUAGUAUUGGUAUUGAUGUUGGUAUUAAUACUGGUUUUGAUCUUGGUAUUGGUAGUGAUAUAGAUAACGGCAGAAGUACUGGUGCAGAUAUUGGCAUUGGUACUGAUAUAGGACUAAUACACUUAGAUAUUGGUAUUGGUGUUUGUACUGAAAUUGGUUUUGAUAUUGGCAUUCGUACUGAUAUAAAUAGUGAUAUUGAUAUUAUUAUUGAUAGUGGUAUUGGUAUUAGUAUUUGUACCUUUUGGUAA
Molecule: messenger RNA, 399 nt
Organism: Bactrocera latifrons
Lineage: Eukaryota; Metazoa; Arthropoda; Insecta; Diptera; Tephritidae
Exons: 4
Coding region: 1-399 (132 amino acids)
Source: RefSeq, a predicted model, not a curated record